UCGUCGUGUCCUGAGCGUUAGCCUAAAAACUGUUAGCUGUCUGCUGUAUUCUGAUGUACCCACUGGAAUAUCAGGAGAAGAAAGAAGAAUACCGCGCACUUCGACAACAGGAACCAGCCUCACAGAAAGACAGGACUCGAUAGACAAAGACAGCAAUACAGAACAACAGUUCAGCCUCACUUCUAGCACUAUGCCCAUCUGACAUACAGCUGACGGCCGGGUGGACUUUGCUGCAACUGAGGAUGAUGAAUGAUCUCCUGCGCUAGAGCUAGUGGGUGUGGGAAUGAUGGACCUCCCUAAUGGCCAAUUAAGCAUCACCACCACUGCUGCAACAGUCUCUGAGAAGAGCAGCAGCUCAGAAUCUCUCAGUGAUAAGGGUUCUUCAGAGCUGAAGAAGAGUUUUGAUGCUGUCGUGUUUGAUGUGCUUAAGGUCACUCCUGAAGAAUAUGCAGGCCAGAUUACGCUCAUGGACGCUCCUGUGUUCAAAGCCAUCCAGCCAGAGGAGCUUUCAAGCUGUGGCUGGAACAAGAAGGAGAAACACAGCUCUGCUCCAAAUGUCGUGGCCUUCACUCGCAGGUUCAACCAGACGAGUUUUUGGGUGGUGAGAGAGAUCCUCCAUGCGCAGACGUUGAAGAUCAGAGCGGAGGUGCUGAGUCUUUACAUUCGCACUGCCAAGAAACUGUGUGACAUGAACAACCUCCAUGCGGUCAUGGCUGUCGUGUCAGGGUUGCAAAGUGCUCCCAUCUUCAGGCUUACUAAAACAUGGGCGUUACUGAGUCGGAAGGACAAGGCAACGUUUGAUCGACUCGACUACCUGAUGUCCAAAGAAGACAACUAUAAACGUCUGAGAGACUACAUAAGCAGCCAGAGCAUGGUCUCUUGUAUACCAUACCUAGGGAUGUACCUGUCUGACCUGACCUACAUAGACUCAGCCUACCCCUCCACAGGCAGCAUACUGGAGAACGAACAGAGAUCAAACCUGAUGAACAACAUUCUCAGAAUCAUAUCGGACCUGCAGAGAUCCUGUACUUACGAUAUACCAGUGUUGCCUCAUGUACAGAAGUAUCUCAACUCAGUCAGGUAUAUCGAGGAGCUGCAGAAGUUUGUGGAGGAUGACAAUUACAAGUUGUCACAGAAGAUUGAGCCAGGCACCAGCACACCACGAGCAAACGCCUCCAAAGAAGACCUUGUCGGCCAGGAAGCGUCAGCAUCUCCUCUUUGUGGCCGUAAAUGUGCGGUAGCAAAUGAAGGACCAAAAGUCCCGGCCACACCGCCCUCCCCUAGAAACCUGCUGCCCUACGGACACAGGAAGUGCCACAGCCUGGGCUACAAUUUUAUCCACAAGAUGAAUACGGUAGAGUUUAAAAGUGCUACGUUCCCCAAUGCCGGUUCUCGCCAUCUGUUGGACGACAGUGUGAUGGAGAGCCACAGUCCCACCAGGGGACAAGCAGAGAGCUCCACUUUGUCCAGCGGCAUUUCACUCGGGAGCAGUGAGGGCUCAGAGCUCAGUGAAGAGGUGUCUUGGCCAGCUUUUGAGAGGACUCGGUUCUAUCACUCUUUGGGCCCAGUGACCCGAGUGGCCCGCAUCCCCUACAGAGGAGUCCUGAGGCCCAGCAGCUCUGUGGAGUCGGAGGAGCUUGCAGUCCACUUGUAUCCCGGAGCAGUCACAGUGCAGGGGGUGCUGAGACGAAAGACUGUGCUCAAGGAAGGCAAGAAACCAACUGUGGCAUCUUGGACCAAAUACUGGGUCGCUCUUUGUGGAACCCAGCUCUACUACUACCCUGCCAAGUCCCUGAAGGCCACUGAGAGAAAACAUUUCAAGUCAACGUCCAGUAAGACUGUGUGUGUGGUGGGUCUAAUGGCCAUGAUGGCUGACGAUCCAGAGCAUCCUGAUGUCUUCUUGCUGACUGACUCAGAGCAUGGUAACACCUACAAGUACCAAGCAGGGAACAGAAUGAACGCAUUGCUCUGGUUCAAACACCUGAGUGCUGCCUGUCAGAGCAAUAGGCAACAGGUGCCAGCCAAUCUGAUGUCGUUUGAGUGACCGAUGACGGGGAGUGCGAAUGAGCAAAGGAGAGAGGGAUGAGGAAACAGACGAGGAGGAUGAGGAGGAGUAUUGACUCAGUAGUGGGAGCUUUCACUGCCAUGAGCCCUGCCCGCCAAUUCUCCGAUUCUAGCCCCGGCCUCACUGCAGCCUCACCUGCCACCACUGCCUUAACCAGAGUACCCUGUGUGCGUGUGCGUGUGCUUGUAUAUGUGUGAGCGAAUGUGAGUGUGUGGGUGUGGAUGGAAGUGACUGUUUUGGAUGUAUUUACUACUGAACAAGGACCUGGACCACUGCUCUUGUCUCCCAUUUGCUCUCAGUGUCUUUUGUUUUUACUGCAAGUGUUCAGCACUUCAGUGGAGCCAUUCGACUUCUCCUCUCCUCUCUCACAAACAGACUGUCCUCGGAUGGACAGAAAUAAUCCUCCCCUUUGGUUUUCUUAAGGGGGUUUAGGUAUUUUUAGCCGUGUCCCCACUAUGCUCGAAUGCAAGAUUCUCACCUUUUAUUCGGCUGGACACAAAGUCACAACACACUCACACUCACAUUGGACUAACCCGUUGGACUUUGGAGGGUUUGGAAAAACACUUUUUUUACUUAUUCGGUUCACACUUUCAAUUGUUACUCUUUUCAUUCACUUGAGUUGUCAUGGAGUCACAGGAUUAUUUACAUAAACCACGUACUCACUCUCUCUCUCUCUCUCUCUCUCUCUCUCUCUCUCUCUCACUCUCACCCACACACACACACACAGGCCUAUUUGAUUGCAUCGUUGUAAACCUAAGGGCUCUGAUUCGCAAUCGAUUCCAGCAGAAACAAUUCCCACACUUCCUGAAUGGUUCUAAUUUUUAUUACAGAGCUUAGCCC
Molecule: messenger RNA, 2905 nt
Organism: Seriola dumerili (greater amberjack)
Lineage: Eukaryota; Metazoa; Chordata; Actinopteri; Carangiformes; Carangidae
Gene: ralgps2
Product: Ral GEF with PH domain and SH3 binding motif 2
Exons: 21
Coding region: 284-2044 (586 amino acids)
Biological process (GO): positive regulation of GTPase activity; Ras protein signal transduction
Cellular component (GO): plasma membrane
Molecular function (GO): guanyl-nucleotide exchange factor activity
Source: RefSeq, a predicted model, not a curated record